Molecule: messenger RNA, 825 nt
Organism: Thecamonas trahens ATCC 50062
Lineage: Eukaryota; Apusomonadida; Apusomonadidae
Exons: 2
Coding region: 1-825 (274 amino acids)
Biological process (GO): canonical NF-kappaB signal transduction
Source: RefSeq, a predicted model, not a curated record
AUGCACACACUCGUCAUCGUCAAGCUCAUCAUCUUCGGCUCACAACGGCCGCCAUCGCCAUCGCCAUCGCCGUCGUCAUCGCCGGAAGAGGCGCGGCGCCGAGCAAGAGUGGCUGCGAUUGCGGCCAUGGAGGCCGAGCUCCAAGCGCUGCAACGGGAAGAAGCCGAGGAAGAGGCUACUGAAGCCUAUGCCUCGAGCUGGCAAGGCAAACUAGCUGCUGCCCAUGACGACGACCUUCGUGCGGCUCGUGUGCUCAACCCGCUUGCGGCAGCGGAUGAGCUCGUGGUCGAUGACCGCGACCUGCCCGACCUCCGCAUGACCUCCGACGAGUGGGAUGCCUUCUACGCCCGCUACGAGGCACGCAAGCGGAACAUAGACGCUGCCGCCAAGGCCCAUGCUGCCGCAUUUCAUGCUGCUAAUGCAGAGCGUGAGGCGGCGGCGGCGGCGGCAAAGACCGUCGCAACAUGGGCUCGCCUCUCGGCUCCAGACGCCACCGAGCCCAUCGCCUUUGCUGACAUUGCCUUUCCCGAUCUGGACGGUCUUGGCCUGGAUGCCCUCCUUGCCGCCGAUGCUGCCGCUGCCGACAGCGGUCAGGCCUCUAGCUCUGUGCCUGGUGGUACUGCUGCUGCUCCUGCUGGUCGAUCGCGUCCGGCCUCACACAAGGCUGCCCUCCGUGCUGCCUUUCUUGCCUGGCACCCGGACAAGUUUGUUCAGCGGUACGGUGCCCGGCUUGUGCCCGAUGAUGCCGAUCGCAUCAUGGCGGCGGUGACCGCCACCGCCCAGAAGAUCUCCGCCCUCAAGGCCGAGCUGAUGGCUGGCCGCUGA